CACCAAAAUCCAACACUUGAUAGUUGAUACACUCAAAACGCUUACCUGCAAAAGGGAAAUCGUUUUGACAGUUCCUUGUCUGAUUUUUGUUCCACAAAUCCCAAUCUCUGGUACUAACAAGUGAGAAAGAUGGAUAAAGUGCUGGGGGGAAAGAGAAGUUAUUUGGCGAUGAAGACUGAUUACGCAGCAGCCAACGAACUCAUCACUUCUGACUUGAAAGAUGUCGGGAACGCGGUGAAAAAGCUAGCCAAUCAUGCUGUCAAGCUUGGUGGCCUUGGAUUUGGGACUUCCUUUCUCAAAUGGGUUGCUGCUGUCGCUGCCAUUUACUUGCUAAUCUUGGACCGCACAAACUGGAAAACCAACAUUCUUACAUCCCUCUUGAUCCCCUACAUUUUCCUCAGUCUUCCUUCAUGGUUAUUUAGCCUGCUCAGGGGAGAACUUGGAAAGUGGAUUGCUAUUAUUGCUGUUGUGCUACGCCUAUUCUUUCCCCGACAUUUCCCAGAUUGGUUGGAAUUGCCAGGAGCUUUGAUCCUUCUGAUUGUGGUGGCUCCUAGCUUCUUUGCCGUAACCAUAAGGGGCAGCAUUGUGGGAGUAUUUAUUUGCUUGGCCAUCGGGUGUUACUUGCUGCAGGAACAUAUCCGAGCAUCUGGUGGGUUCAGGAACUCCUUUACAAAGAGCAACGGCAUUUCAAACUCUAUUGGGAUACUGCUCCUCUUCUUAUAUCCAGUUUGGGCACUCGUACUUUUCCUUCUUUAGAACAUUAAUGGAGCUUAGGCCGAUAUUUCUGUUUGGAACAUACAUGAUAUAUUUGUGAAGGUGUGAAAAAAUUGAUGCGAGUCCAAUUGGUUUUGUUGUGACAAAGUGUGUUUGCUGGUUGUUUGAUAGUACGGUAUUAUAUGUUCAGCAGUCUGUAAAAAGAAACCGAUUCAUGAAUGUGUAUCAAAUUUUAUGCGUUUGCUCUUGAAA
Sesamum indicum (sesame) is the source of this 966-nucleotide messenger RNA. Its product is annotated as cold-regulated 413 plasma membrane protein 2. NCBI's taxonomy places the organism in Eukaryota, Viridiplantae, Streptophyta, Magnoliopsida, Lamiales, Pedaliaceae. Gene Ontology annotation, cellular component: membrane. The record is from RefSeq and is a predicted model, not a curated record.